AUGCUCUCAAUAGGCCCGAUUCUGGCAUUCUUCGUACUUCGUUGCUGUGUUCUGAUAUCCGCGCAAGAGAAUCCCCUCUGCGAUGGCUGCAACCUUUGCACGAUAGAGGGUCUCUGUGGCAACCCAUACACAACGCUUCUCUCGCUUUCCAUCCGGGACAUCCAGCCAAACCAGAACACCACCCGCUGGGAAGUCCAACUUGACGACAUCCCCACGGAGCGCCAGUGCUACAACCUCCAGAUCCUAGCUGCACGUCCAGACUUGGCGACCUCAAACUUUUCAAGCUUGACCGUGACCAACGCAAACGACUUCGACUCCAGCGCGAAUUACUCCUAUAUCUUGUACCGCCAAGGGUACGAGUACAUCGAAGAAGGACGAUUUGGCGAUGUGGUGCUCCAGGCAUACAGCACCCAAGACUGCACAGAGGAUCCGGAUGCGCUGGCGGAGCCCGUGUACACCUGGAGCUGUGCGCCGGGUGUGGACUACAGUACUAGGGUCUGCAUACCCGUCAAAAGCUUCUCGAUAAGGCCGACUACCGAUGAAGAUAGAAGGGAUUCGUGCUUGAUUGCCAAUUUUGAGAGGCGGAGCAGUGCUGGGAAUGUCGUUGGGGUGGGGACGGCGGCGGUCCUGGCAGUGGCGGGUCUGGUAGUCACGAUGGGUGUGCUCUGA
Fulvia fulva is the source of this 669-nucleotide messenger RNA. RefSeq lists its product as uncharacterized. The record is from RefSeq and is a predicted model, not a curated record. Bases 1 to 669 code for a protein of 222 amino acids. NCBI's taxonomy places the organism in Eukaryota, Fungi, Ascomycota, Dothideomycetes, Mycosphaerellales, Mycosphaerellaceae. The transcript has 2 exons.